AUGGCUGAAUUGUCUAUUAAGUUGUUGGAUCAGAAAUCUUUACGGGAAAAACUAAGUUUAUGGGAUACCAAUAUUGAGCCCAAAGCCCAGCUAACUGAUCGACAGAAGGAUAUUCUCAUAGAAGUGUCAAGUCAGGCCCAGCGUAGACCUCUACCGAUUGAGUUGCCUUUGGAUGAUGUUCCAACACCUCAAUUGGCUGCAAAAGAAGACAAUGCACCUAUUGACACUGAAUCUAUGGUCUUCUUGAAAGGCUCAGAAUUUGGGGAGAAAAUAGAAAAUGCACAACAGUUCUUUUCCUGGUUUGCUGAAAUUGAAGAAAACAUUUCCAAAGAAGAAGAGGUGCCAUACAGGAAUUAUAUUUUGGAACUGGAAGACUAUAAAAAGCAGUGCCAAGAUGUGUUGCAAGAGGUUACUGAUGCAAUUACUUAUCUGAACAACUUACAGGAACAAUAUAAUUUGGUAUCAUUCAAGACUAAUGCCCUUCAUGAAGCAUGUGAACAUCUUCUGGCUAAACAAUCAAGUUUGAUGAAUACUGCUGAAAAUAUCAGCAACAAACUUUCAUAUUUCAAUGAAUUGGAAAGGAUUUCAAGUAAACUUGGUUCUCCUGCUUUUUCUGUAACAAAUGAUUCCUUUGUUCCCAUGUUGGCUCGGCUUGAUGAAUGUAUUUUGUACAUUGCCAGCAAUCCACGUUACAAAGAAUCUCAAGUUUAUUUGGCUCGGUUCAAACAGUGUCUAUCCCGUGCUCUAACCCUCAUCAAAAGUCAUGUGAUCACUAUUCUGCAGAAUGCCUCUCAGCAGGUACUGCCUAAGAAGGAUACACCUAAUGCAGGAGAUGAUGCCUUUACUUUGUUUUAUGGGAAAUUCCGGGCCAAUGCACCUCGUGUUCAUGCUUUGAUGGAGCAAUUGGAACAACGAAUUAAUAAAUCACAAGAGUAUACUCAGAUUUUGAAUGACUGCCACCAGUGUUAUUUUUCUCAGCGUGAACUUCUGUUGGGGCCAAGUGUAGAAUCAACUAUUGCUGAUUUAGCAACUCGAUACCAGAGGGAUCAUUGUGCCUUAAUGCGAAGUGGUUGUGCUUUUAUGGUGCAUGUAUGUGAAGAUGAAUACCAAUUGUAUUUCAACUUCUUCUCCAAACCCUCCCCUCAUCUUGAUGAAAUGUUGGAGAAACUUUGUACAUAUCUCUAUGAUGUAUUCCGCCCUUUGAUUAUACAUAUCAACCAUUUGGAAACGCUAGCUGAACUUUGUGCAAUAUUAAAGAUUGAGAUGAUAGAAGAACAUGUAAGAAACAAUCCUCAGGAAUUGAAGGCUUUUGAGAACAUCUGUGGACAAAUGUUAAUGGAUGUACAGGAGCGUCUUGUUUAUCGUACUUAUAUCUACAUAAAAAAUGACAUUUUCAUGUACAAAGCAGCUUCUGGAGAUUUGGCUUAUCCAGAGAAACUGGAAAUGAUGGAAAGUAUUUCUGAAAAUAUCAGAAAAGACAAAGGACAUUCACGUAAUGCUUCAAAUGCUUCAAGUACAAGCCUGGAAGUGGCACAGAUAACAGCAGGAGACAUUGGAAAUGAAAUCAAAGAGGGAGAAGAGAGUUCCAUCACAGAUACAGUACCAUUUAAUAUGGAUACAAAUGCAUCAAGUAUGCCUAUGUCUCCUGCUGACCUCCAUGGUAUGUGGUAUCCAACUGUCCGUCGAACUUUAGUUACAUUAUCUAAACUGUACAGAUGCAUUGAUCGCACCACAUUUCAAGGCCUUUCCCAAGAAGCUCUUCAGUCUUGCAUUCAGAGUUUAUUGGUUGCCAAAGAAGGAAUCAUUAAACGUAAAGCACUUCUUGAUGGUCAAAUGUUUAUGAUUAAGCAUUUGCUGAUUUUAAGAGAACAAAUUGCUCCAUUCCAAGCUGAUUUCAGUAUCAGGGAGACGUCAUUGGAUUUCAGCAAAAUGAAAUAUGCUGCUUACAGUCUGUUCACAAAGAAAUCACAAUUGUUUGCUCUGAAUAGCAACAAUGCUUUGUUACAGUUUAUCCUUGAAGGCACCCCACAAGUCACCGAGCAUUUUGUUGAUUCUAAGAAAGAUGUAGAUGCUGAGCUGAAAAAGAAUUGUGAAGAAUUUAUACGUCACAUCACAGACUAUUUCACUGAACCACUCAAGUCUUUCCUGACGAAGGCAAAUGUUAUAGUGAAUAUGAAUAAAGAAGAAGGUGCCCAGAAAGUGUCUGUGCGGAACCAGCCAUUUGCUGUGGCUGAAAAAUUGCAUGACGUUGUUGCUGAAAGUUAUAAAAACCUUAAAACAAGGCUCCCUAUUGUCCGACGUAGUAUGUCCCUCUAUUUAGCCAAUAAAGACACUGAAUACAUUCUUUUCAAGCCAAUUAAGGUCAGUGUGCAACAAAAUUACCAGCAAUUAUCUCAGCUUCUCUCAGCUGAAUAUACCAGUGAAGAUGAACAAAUUGUAGCCUGUCCUUCUGCUGAACAGAUCAACCUACUGCUGUCUCCCACAAAAUGA
Acanthosepion pharaonis is the source of this 2490-nucleotide messenger RNA. The record is from the annotation of a GenBank genome assembly. NCBI's taxonomy places the organism in Eukaryota, Metazoa, Mollusca, Cephalopoda, Sepiida, Sepiidae.